This is a messenger RNA of Equus caballus (horse), 1331 nucleotides long. NCBI's taxonomy places the organism in Eukaryota, Metazoa, Chordata, Mammalia, Perissodactyla, Equidae. The record is from RefSeq and is a predicted model, not a curated record.
GAGGGCACCUCCCGGGCCCGGGCCCGCCCGCCGCGGGGGCGCUGGGGGCGGAGCGGAGGGCCGGGCCGCGGCCGACGUGGGCGGUAAGAGGCGGCCCCGGCGCGGAGGGGAGGCGAGAGCAGGCGGCGGAGCCCGAGCGGGACGUGGCGGGAUGUGAGGUGCCCGACAUAAGCUCCAGAGAGUUGCCUCCCACGGAGCCCAGCAGAGGAGCAGACGAACAUGAAGUCCAAUCCUGCCAUCCAAGCUGCCAUUGACCUCACUGCCGGGGCCGCAGGGGGCACAGCGUGCGUUCUGACGGGGCAGCCCUUCGACACACUGAAGGUGAAGAUGCAGACGUUCCCCAAGCUGUACAGAGGGCUCACUGACUGCUGCCUGAAGACCUACUCCCAGGUGGGCUUCCGGGGCUUCUACAGGGGGACCAGCCCAGCGCUGAUCGCCAACAUCGCCGAGAACUCCGUCCUCUUCAUGUGCUACGGCUUCUGCCAGCAGGUGGUGCGGAAAGCGGUUGGAUUAGACAAGCAGGCAAAGCUGAGUGACCUGCAUAAUGCGGCUGCCGGUUCCUUCGCCUCCGCGUUUGCUGCCCUGGUGCUCUGCCCCACUGAGCUUGUGAAGUGCCGGCUACAGACCAUGUACGAAAUGCAGAUGUCGGGGAAGAUAGCCAAAAGCCAGAAGUAAGCACCGCUUGGGCACAAACAUUAGGUCUCGAGCAUGUAUUGAGUAUUUUAAAAAAUAUAUUGUACUAAAAUUAAGUGACAGAUAUAGAAACAGAUUUGUCUAAUCCAAAAUACUGUUUCUAGAACUUCUACCAAUCAGAAUAAUUUUCUGAACGGACUAUUUGUGGUGGUGGGACCCACCCCCCAGGCCACAGAACAUCAUAGACAGGUGUUUAAUAGCCCAGAAGUGAUGAAGCCAGGAGCUUCUACCCCUUUUGACCGGUUGAGGGCAUAAGGCAUGAUCCCCAGCUGUUUUUGGAGGCACAUGGCAGACAGCUUUGGAACUGUGUGUGAGAACUGAGCCUUCAUAAGGGCCGCUUGGGUUCUGAGAUGAAUAUUUGAUGCCCUUUCCCAGGUUUCACGUAGAUGUUCAGGCUGAUCGCCUCAGAUCCCCGCGGUAACUUUCUUUACGCCCCUCCCUAAUCCUUCAAGGGGACCUGCAAAGGGCGCCAGUUCUGGGAACACUGAGCAGGACCGUUGUGAGCAUAGCUGCCCUUCAGAUCAAAUUCCUCUCCAGCUCAGCCUUGAAAGAUCCUAGUUACCCUGUGAAGGUGUAUAUGUCACGUACAUAUGAUUUAUUUGAAUUGUAAAGCAAUUUAUUAUCCUGAUUAAUCUCAA